GUGUCAAAUUCAAAACAUUAAUUUAGUUAUUUGAAAUAAAAGUAUACGGCUAACGUUUAAAUGUGAUUUACCAUCGCUUUUUUAUUAUCUUUUCUUUAAAUCAUGGGCGAGAAACUAAUUAAAAUCCAAUUCGAACUUUUGCGUGCGAAAUACGAUUUCGAGGCUUCACGCCCCAAAACGUUAAGUUUCUUAAAAAACGAUUAUUUUCUCCUCCAUGCCACUGCCGCCGCCGAGAAAAACUGGUGGCAAGUUAUAAAUGCAUAUGGACAAGUCGGUUAUGUACCUUCUAAUUAUGUGACAACUGUUAAAGUGUCCCCAUCGUUCUAUCAACAAUUCUUGGAUACUUGCAUCGAGUAUUUAAAUCAAACCGACGACGAAAGUUCUGUUGUUACUCAAUAUUUUGCAAAAGAUGAGUUGAUUAAAAGACUUCUUGAAAAGAAACGACAAGCUGAAUUGACCAUGCAAGAUGAUUACCCAGGUGGCUCUAUUGACUUGACCUACAAGCCUACGGAUAAAAUUCAUGACCCAAGAAAUUAUGCAAACCCUAUGAGGGGACAAGGUGAAUGUAUUUAUAAUGCUGCUGAAAAAAUUGGCUAUGCGAAUAAAAAUGCAAACAGGAACGAUGAUUUAAGACCUGUUAAGUCUGAAAUUAAACCGGAUAAGUUAGAGAACAUGCAUAGAACCACGUCUAGUCCUGAUUUAAGCCGUGCACAAAGUCAAGGUACUAAUAAAAAAAUGUCGGAGGAUCCUGUGUCAGCGUUGCAACCCUUAGCGAUAUACAGACUUGUAGACUCUGUACGACAAAGUACAGAUUUAAGUUUUAAAUUAGCUAAAGUAGCUGUAUCCACAGUUGUGUCGGAGUUACAAGAUUUAUUACCAGGUGCCCUUACACCUCAUCUAGCUAGUGUUUUGUGGCAUGCCAAUGGCCCUUUGGAUGUACCCGAUUCCAUGUUACUUGAAACAUACGAUGCCGAGAGGUUAAAGGUAAUAUUUGCUGAGUUAAAUUCUUGUAAACAAGAUGAACAACAGCGAUCCUGGAUGCUGCACGAAGACGAAGCUAUAAUUAUGGAGUACAUAACAGAAAUGAUACAAAUUUUAACAAAUGCUGAUAACAAAAUUAGUUGUCUAGUGAUGUCUCAAGAUGAUUACGAGUGCAUUGUUAUGUUGAUACAAUAUUACCAAAUGGAAGUCAGGUGGUCCAUAAGACAACUAUUGUUAAAGGCUUUUGGUGUGGUUUGUAAUUUAGAUUUGAUUGCGUUAAGAGUCAUGUUAAGUUCUGUUUUACCUGUGGAGCUUGCACGAGACAUGCAAGCUAAUCCUAAAGACGCCCAACGUUUAAGAUUCUCAGCUUUGUUGUUAACAAUGGUGUUCUCAAUGGGCGAACGCAUGCCUUUCACACACUUUGAUCAACUGGGUACAGACUUUAUGUUAUUUUUAUUAAAUAUAAUGCACUCACCGCCUGAUACUGAUGUUGAAGAAAGACUUCCUGAUUUAUUUUUAAACGUAAUACUUGCGUACAACUUGCAAUUCAGUUACAACGAUACUGAGAAUCACGUGAUUGAAAGUUUGGAAGAACUACAAGUCUUGAGCAUUUUCACAGAAAAACUUCUAUUACUUUUGAAUCGUGAUGAGGAUCCUGUACGAGUUUUUAAACACGAGCCUGCACCCAGUCACUCGGUGCUGAAAUUGUUUAUAGAUAUCUUCAGCAAGCCGACAAGUGCUCAGUUGUUUUAUACGAAUGAUGUUAAGGCUCUGAUAGAUAUUAUAGUGAGACAAUUGAGUGAUUUGUCGCCUGAGGAUAAAAAGAGGCAACAGUAUUUGGAGUUGGUGAGGAGAGUCGUUAGGAAUACUAAUUAUUCUGAGCAUAUGCAUAGGCGUGAUGAUUUGUCCAGGAUAUUUACAAGGAUAUUUUGUGAAGAGGGAGAGGUUUCUAUUCCCGAUCAGCAGCUGGUUCGAGAGAUAUCGAAUGAAUUUCCACAAUAUUUUAAAGCGUAAAAAGAAUAUUUUUUAUUGUGCCAAGCAGUAUCAUCUUUAAUG
Ctenocephalides felis (cat flea) is the source of this 2037-nucleotide messenger RNA. RefSeq names its product NCK-interacting protein with SH3 domain. The transcript has a single exon. The record is from RefSeq and is a predicted model, not a curated record. Gene Ontology annotation, biological process: endocytosis. Gene Ontology annotation, molecular function: Arp2/3 complex binding; protein binding. NCBI's taxonomy places the organism in Eukaryota, Metazoa, Arthropoda, Insecta, Siphonaptera, Pulicidae. Bases 103 to 1995 code for a protein of 630 amino acids.